CCGGCGCGGACCAUGCGCGGCGCGCGCUGAGCGGCGGAGCCGCCGCCGCCUCCCGCCGCGGGCAUGAGCGCCUCGGCGGCCACCGGCGUCUUCGUGCUCUCGCUCACCGCCAUCCCCGUCACGUACCUCUUCAACUGCCUGGCGGCGGGCGGCAGUUCCUGGACAGUUGUUGCAGCUGGAUUAUUGGUCCUAGUUUUUAUUGCUCUUUUGGCUCGUGUUCUUGUCAAGAGAAAACCACCAAAAGACCCACUCUUUUAUGUUUAUGCUGUAUUUGCCUUUACCAGUGUAGUCAAUCUUAUAAUYGGGCUGGAACAAGAUGGAAUUAUUGAUGGAUUCAUGACCCAUUACUUGAGAGAGGGUGAACCAUAUCUGAACACAGCGUAUGGCCACGUGAUCUGCUACUGGGAUGGCUCUGUUCAUUAUCUGAUGUAUCUCUUGAUGGUGGCAGCUAUUGCUUGGGAACAAAGUUAUAGAACCAUUGGUCUCUACUGGUUAGGCUCCAUUGUCAUGAGCAUCAUUGUCUUUAUGCCUGGAAGCAUUGUGGGAAAAUAUGGAACAAGAGUGUGUCCUGCUUUUUUCUUAAGCCUACCAUAUAUUUGCCUUCCCAUAUGGGCUGGGUUCCGAAUCUAUAAUCAGCCCUCAGUGACUCAUGAUACUCCUGUCAAGGUGGUUCAGGAAGUCCAGAGGAAAGGACUGUUAAGACGACCAGUAGAUUUGAUCUUAGCUGCAUACCUCAUUCUAGCCGCAGGGUUCUGUAUAUUUAGGGGCAUGAUUGCUCUGGAUUGCCCCGCUGAACUCUGCCGGCUAUACAUCCAGCUUCACGAGCCRUAUAUAAAAGAUCCUGCUGCCUACCCUAAGCUUCAGAUGCUGGCGUAUAUGUUCUACUCUGUGCCAUAUUAUGUGAUUGCACUAUAUGGCCUCCUGGUGCCUGGUUGUUCCUGGAUGCCCGAUUUAACCCUUAUACAUGCUGGAGGACUAGCACAGGCUCAGUUUUCCCAUAUUGGUGCUUCUCUUCAUGCUCGAACUCCUUACAUCUACAGAGUCCCUGAAGAGGCAAAACAGUUUUUUCUGAUUUUGAACAUAAUGUACGGGAUUCUUCCCCAGCUGUUGGCUUACAGGUGUGUCAACAAGCCAGAGUUUUUUAUGAAAACCAAAGAAGAAGAAAAAACAGAAUAGUGCCACUGCUUUCACUUCCUCUUUUUGGCUAUGUAAAUAAUUGGCUUCGGAUGUAACCGAACUGCUCAACCGGAACCCAAAUGAAGUGUGUAAUAUGUGUAAAAUUGCAGAGUUUGUUUUGUUUAUGCUACUCAAAAAAAGGGAAAUAAAGACAACUGCCUUCAAUAUCAGUUCUGAACAUUUUGAUUUUACAUUGCAGUAAAUAAUAGUUCAUACAUCUAUUGAGGUGUUUUGACACUUUUAGAAAUAUUGCAUGGAGUUAAAUAAUAUCAGUAUUUUGCUUCCAUACACUGAAGUAUAUCAGUGUUAGGAACUCAUGUAUAAAAGCUACUGUAUAAUUUUAAGAUCAGUGCUUCUGAAGUGUCAAAAAUUAACAUACAUAAUUCUGUCACGUGCACAUGUUUUAUUUGCCAAAAAGAAUGCCUUGUGGGUCAGCCUUGUUAAAAACCCAAGAAAUUUUAAGAUGCAGUCAACUCUGAUGGUAGGAUUCCAUAUAUGGUAAAC
Molecule: messenger RNA, 1680 nt
Organism: Nothoprocta perdicaria
Lineage: Eukaryota; Metazoa; Chordata; Aves; Tinamiformes; Tinamidae
Gene: TM6SF1
Product: transmembrane 6 superfamily member 1
Exons: 10
Coding region: 64-1176 (370 amino acids)
Cellular component (GO): lysosomal membrane
Source: RefSeq, a predicted model, not a curated record